AUGAUGAACGCCCAAGAUGCGCCAGAGCCAAUGAUUUUGACUUCGCUCCUCGACGCCUUGAUUGACUUCCGCCACAACUGGCCCUUGGCUAUUCUGUCUCUUGCUAUUGUUGCCUUUUGGACCUACAAGGCCAUUGAGUGCAACGACCACUAUUCCCGAGUCUCCGCGGUCCGCAACCCACUCACCCAAUGGCUGGAAGCGUACUUCUCGGGCCGGAUGAGUCUGUACCUCGUGCUGCAUCUCUGCCUGAUGAUCGAUGAGAUCCUCGUCGCCAGCUGGAUGUUCCUUGUGCUCUACUUUUGGAAACAACGUACUCUGGAUGUGAUCGAUACUGGUCUUUGGGUGCGGUGGAUUGCGCAUAAGCUGGGCUGGAUGGUAUUUGUCGCGCUAUUCUUGGGACUGGCGUUGGAAGGAAUGGAGGACGGGUAUGCAGCGUCGCAGGAAUACCUUUACAUGAGCUGGCAUGGUGAUGCGAUGGUAGUGAAAAGCUGUCUUCCACCACUGAGUGGUCGAGCUUCACAGCCGAGUUGUAGCGGUGACCAACAGACGGUUCUGGCCGGCUACACACGGGCAAUGGAGCUGCAUACUGAGAUCAAGCGAAGGCCAAUGCCGGUUGAGCGUGCGGAGAAUUCCGUCGAGCGUGUUAUUGUUGAAGGUUCUGGGGAUAUGCAAAGGGGACUGACUCCCCGUCUGCUCCACCCGCAUGCUUCGCAUACUUCAUACAGGAGAUGCAGCACCACCCGAGUAUCUACCAUCUACGUCGCCAUUCAGUCGAGACAACAACAUGAUAAUAUCGUAAUCCCUCUAUAA
Molecule: messenger RNA, 810 nt
Organism: Aspergillus clavatus NRRL 1
Lineage: Eukaryota; Fungi; Ascomycota; Eurotiomycetes; Eurotiales; Aspergillaceae
Exons: 2
Coding region: 1-810 (269 amino acids)
Source: RefSeq, a predicted model, not a curated record